CGUGUGCAUGACAUGGUGCUUGAUAUGAUCUGUUUGUUAUCAGAAGAAGAGAACUUUGUUAGAAUAUUUGAUCGUGAGGAGCCAAAUACAUCUUCAAAAGUACACCCUCGUAGGUUAGCCACCCAAAAAAGAAGUCAUAGAGUAUGAUCAUCUGGACAACAUGCACACAGCACAAGUCAGAUCAUUUAAUGUCACCGGGUGUCAUAUUGCUGCGAUGCCAUCACGUUUAGGAUUUCAAGCAUUGCGUGUGCUAGCUAUAGAAGACUGCACUUUUAUGAAAGAUGAUGCCUUUCAUCUUGAAAACCUUGGGAGGUUGCAUCAGCUGAGGUAUCUCGGACUGAGAGAGACACCUAUUAGUAAACUUCCUAAAGAGAUAGGGGAACUUAGGUUUCUGCAGACAAUAGACUUGUGGGAAUGUAAGAAUGUAGAGGCAUUGCCGCAGAGCAUUAUUUUGCUACGACAACUGAAGUGCCUCCGCGCUGGAGGUGCAGCAUGUAAGCCCAUAAGUGUGCCAGAUGGGAUGGGGAACCUAACAUCCAUGGAAGAGCUAUGGCUGAGAUAUGUCGACAAGUGUCCAAACUUUGUUCAAGAGCUCGGCAAGUUGACCGAACUGAGGAACCUUAAUAUUUGUAUUGAACUUCCUGAGAGUUGGAUGUGCAAGACAUUUGUAGAAUCUCUAGAUAAUCUGCAGAAAAUACAAGUCCUAUCUCUUCAUGCUCUAAAUGCAAAGCUCAGCUGGGAGGGCUAUGUGCCUCCUCCACAACUUUCGCAUUUGACCUUGACGACAGUAAACGCUAGACUGCCAUCGUGGACUAAUUCCACGCUCCUUCCAAACCUUGUCCACUUAGAGAUUUCUUUGGGUGAUGCGAUGGAGGCUCAUGACCUGGUGACACUUGGGGAAUUUCCAGAGCUCCUACGUCUCGAAAGAUGUGGAAGUGACAACGACAUCCCUGUUGUUAUGGGUGGCAAUGCCUUCCACAAGCUGAGGAGCUGCAACAUGACUGCACCGUUGAGGUUUCUACCGGGGGCUAUGCCGAGCCUCGAACGUCUUGCGUUUACAGUCCAUGUACAGCCCUUGAAGGAGGCCAACUUUGACUUCGACGUUGGCGGUUACAUUAAUGUCGACGGCCUGGGCGCUGCUGCUUUUCACAUAGAUCAUGCUGAUGUCAAUGAAUGA
Lolium perenne is the source of this 1177-nucleotide messenger RNA. Lineage: Eukaryota; Viridiplantae; Streptophyta; Magnoliopsida; Poales; Poaceae. The record is from RefSeq and is a predicted model, not a curated record.